This is a messenger RNA of Colletotrichum fioriniae, 690 nucleotides long. The record is from RefSeq and is a predicted model, not a curated record. NCBI's taxonomy places the organism in Eukaryota, Fungi, Ascomycota, Sordariomycetes, Glomerellales, Glomerellaceae.
AUGAGUUUGCACAACGAUCGGGCGCGUUCCCAGUCGCCAAGCGUAGAUGACGAUCCAGAUCUCGCGUUAGCCAUUGCACUUUCUUUACAGCAAGAGGAAAUCGAGAACGAGGACAAAACUAAGGAUGCGCAAUCUGCAACGAAGCUCCCGACAUCGUUGUCGGCCACUAACACAGGCCCGUUGGGGCUUUUGGCCCUCGACCGCAAAAAGAUGGAAGAGGAACGCAUAGCAAGACUGAAGAAGCGUUCAGCUACAGAGGCUGGUAUCGAUACCCAAUCCUCACAGAGAUCAAAGUUGCAACGCCCUAAGGCCUCCGAGAGCCACAAGGUUACUGGUACUGUAAAGUCCAAGGCAGCAACACCAGCCGCAAAUGCUUUGGAAUUACCAUUUCCGAAAGGAGCGUUCAAGCGCACUUGGGCCUACGGCUGCCCCAGAAACGGGGAAGAUAUCAAGAUUGAGGAAGUCCUUCAGAAGGACAAAUUACAGCUGGCCGUGCUCUCAUCCUUUCAAUGGGACGAGGAAUGGCUUCUCUUGAAGGUCAAUGCCCGAAACACCAAGAUGCUUCUAGUCGCCUACGCAAACAACGAUGCCGAGAUCUUGAAGUAUGAAGGUUACCUCCGUAUUGUCAUUCCUUCCGGCAAUCUGGUUCCUUACGACUGGGGAGAGACGGGCCAGCUGGAAAACGUUUGA